UGGAUGUUACGGCAUAUUCUUUCGUAAUCGACACCGUAAUUAUUAUUGUGGUGAGUGAUAGCGGCGUCUCUAAAUUUCAGCCUGUUUGUUUUUCUCUCAUUCAAUGGAAACGAGAUCUUCAUCUGACAGUCGCUUUCUUCUUUUAUCCUGAAUUUGCAGACCGUCUCACCUGGAUGAGGCUGUAGUCAUUUUGCAACACCUGAUCCAUCUUGUUGAGAAUGGGAAGUGCGGAGAGAAUACGGCACUGAACGCGCUUUUCCCGAGUUCUUCCAAACCCGAACGCGUCUGCGCUGUUUGUACUGUGAUUGCCCAGAAGCUGUCCGCUUUCCGGACCGUGAGAUUUGUUUUUUCAGCAUCGUGAUUGACAUUCUUUCGCUGCAAUGGACGAUAUGUACGGCGUGAAAGUGGAGAACCGGUACGCGUUGUUCUUCGACGAAGACGAGAACGAGAACAACGAGAACCUGGUGGAGCAAGCGGCGGCCAAGGGGAAGGCGGGGAAGGCCGCGAGCGGCGCCGCCGGCGAGAAGGGAGGGAAGGCGGCCGCAUCGGCCGGCAAGAGCCAGCAGGCGGGCGCCGGGAAGGGCCCCGCGACGGGCGGCCAAGGGGUCAGUGGCGGCAGUCAGGCCAAGAAGGCCGGGAGCGCGGCGGUGGGCGGCGCCGGCAAGGGCCCGGUGGCGGCGGGAGCGGGCGGCCCGGGACAGGGGCAGGGACAGCGCGCCGGCGGACCCGGUGGACCGCGCGUCAACAACAACAACCAGGGACAGGGCCAGGGCGGCGUCCUGCAGGACCAGCAGCGACACCCCGCCGAGCGUCAGCAGCGCGGCGAUCGUGAGCGCCAGGGAGGCGGCGGGGAACGAGCGCCUUUCGGGGGCGGUCGCAACUUUGGCGGGGAGCGGGCGGAACGCGGCAACGAAGGAGGCCAGCGCGAGGGCGGCGAACGCGGCUUCGGCAAACGCGACUUCGGCGGACCCCGCAGCGGCGGCGAAGAGCGAGGACCGCGUCCGCCGCGUGGGCCGCGUCAGGAGCGCCAGGGAGAGUUCGGUGGCAACGGCGGCUACGAUCAGCAGAACCAGGAGCGCUCCGAUCGACCGCCGCGACAGUUCGGCCGACCCGGCUACGGACGCCGCGACUACGAGCAGCAGGAGGGUGGCGAGCAGCAGGGUGAAAACGCUGCCGGUUACACUCCACGGGACACCGGCGACCAGAGUGGGCGUGUCAGCGCCGGUGAGGGCGGCGACAGCAGCCGCUCCUUCAGUCGGGGCGGCGGUCGCGGGGGUUACCGCGGCGGCUACCGAGGAGGACCGCGCGAGGACCGUUUCAGCCACGAAGGAACAGGCACUGGCCAGGCCUACGACAACCGCGGCAAGCGUCUGUACGACCGCCAUUCGGGCACCGAGAAGGCUGGCGUGAAGGCGGUGGAGAAGCGCGAAGGCGCCGGCAGUCACAACUGGGGCACGCAGCUGGACGGCUACGAGCCCAACGCGGAGGAGACCGCGGCUCCCGAGGAGCUCGAAGGCGAAGCGGAAGGCGGCGAGCAGGAGGCGUACGAGCCGAAGCGCAGCGCGGAGGAGGAGGAGGCCUACCAGCGCCAGCAGGAGGAGCGGCGCCGCGAGGAGGCGCAGAUGACGCUGGAGGAGUACCGGCGCCAGCAGGAGGCGGAGCGCAAGAGCAAGCCGCAGUACAACAUUCGCAAGCCGGGCGAGGGCGAGGACUCCUCCUGGGUCAAGAGCGCCACCGUGCUGCACGAGGCCCACAAGCACGACGCCGCCGAGGAGGAAGAGCGCGGCAAGGAGCGCGGUAACCGCGCGGAGGAGAGCAGUCUGGAGCAGGAGCUGCUCAGCGGCAUCUACUCGGGAAUGCACGUGUCGGACGCCAACACCAAGGCCUUCCGCGGCAGCAGCGAGCGCGGGGGCGCCGGACGCGGCUUCGGACGGGGCGGCGGCGGUCGCGGGCGCGGCGGUCGUGGUGGCUACGAAGGCGGCCGGGGCGGCUACGAGGGCCGCGGAGGCUACGAAGGCGGUCGCGGCGGGUACGAAGGAGGCCGCGGAGGGUACGAGGGCCGCGGGGGCUACGAGGGGGGCCGGGGCGGUUACGAGGGCGGCCGCGGAGGGUACCGCGGAGGGCGCGGCGGUCCGCAGUCGUCGGCGGCGGCGCCGCGCAUCGAGGACCCGCUGGACUUCCCGGCGCUGGGCGGCAAGGGCGCCGGCGGGGGCGGGGGCGCGGCGGCAACCAAAGAAUGAGCGAGCCUCGCCCCGUCCUGCCCCGCGGGUGGCUGUCCCUGUCCAGGGGGCUGGUGUUGUCUGUCCCGUUUGUCUGUCUGUUUCUGUCUGUUUGUCUGCAUUGCGGGGCCAGCUGUGGUUCAACUUGGUUGGCUAA
Messenger RNA from Paramacrobiotus metropolitanus, 2376 nucleotides. Its product is annotated as TATA-binding protein-associated factor 2N-like. Gene Ontology annotation, molecular function: RNA binding. The record is from RefSeq and is a predicted model, not a curated record. NCBI's taxonomy places the organism in Eukaryota, Metazoa, Tardigrada, Eutardigrada, Parachela, Macrobiotidae. Gene Ontology annotation, cellular component: cytoplasm; nucleus. The coding region runs from base 381 to 2240 and encodes 619 amino acids. The transcript has 8 exons.